UUACGUCCGUCUUCUCCCAGUCUUGCGCGUUUCGUGUUUCCCACAAUGCAUUGUGGUCUCUCGUUGGAUCAUGGACCAAAGCGACAAUGAUCUUCAAGGAAGUGAUGGCUCUGGGAUUUUGGGAGGCCUUGACGUUCGAAGACGAAUCCCCAUCAAACUUCUAUCCAAGCAGCCUUUAAGAAAUAAGCCCCCACCGCGCGUACAGCGACCCAGCACCAGACCAUGUAAAAACGAAACCGUGGACGAUGAUAAGUUUGGUUUCAAGCAAGAGGACCGGUUUGAUUGCGGCACCAAGGCUGGUGAUGUAUUUGCAAGUCAGAGAAGAUUUCCCCAACCGCUGUUUUGGGACUAUAAGUUAAAUUUAAUCGGUGAAAGAGAUGAAGUUCCAAUUCACUUCUGUGACAAAUGUGGUCUCCCUAUUCAACUAUAUGGAAGGAUGAUUCCCUGCAAACAUGUUUUCUGCUACGACUGUGCUUUGCUCCAUGAGAAAAAAGGAGAGAAAAUGUGCCCAGGUCUCACUCUUUAUAACUGCACGGAUCCAGUUCAGCGCAUUGAACAGUGCCAGCGGGGUUCCCUUUAUAUGUGCAGUAUCGUGCCUGGAUGCAAGCGCACCUACCUGUCGCAGCGUGACCUCCAGGCCCACGUGAACCACCGCCAUAUGAGGGCUGCCAAGUCCUCCGCAAGCCGCCAGGAUCCCGUGCACCUGCCUCCUGCUCCUGACGUCCCUGAGCGCUACCGGGUGCCUCCACCUCACGUCACCAAGAAUCACGUUCACCUCCCCAGUUCACUCCAGCACGGUGGUCACGACCCUUACAGCCAGCCUCCCCCGCCGACUCCCCACGAUGGCCCACCGCCGACCUCAUCUCUGGGCCCUGAGACAUUCCGCAUUGCCACAGUAACAACUCGUAAACACAGCAAUCUCAUCACUGUGCCCAUUCAAGAUGAUUCCUCCACUUCAAGGGAGCCCCUAUCUGCAGGGCCAGUCCCCAAUCAGCCCCCUCAUCACCACCCCGGGGACUAUCCCGGUCAGCCACCUGUAGUGUCGCACUCGCACCACAUGAUGGCACCACCACAACAGCUCUUUGGCCCACCUCCUCCCCCUCCUCCCCCUCCCAUUAGUCACCCAAUGCAGCAUCCUCCCCAGGGUUCCGGGACACCUCACAUGGUGUACAACCAGGCCCCUCCCCCUCCCAUGUCCUCAGCCCCACCACCUAUCACUCCCCCGCCAGGCCACAUCAUGGGUCAGAUGCCCCCCUUUAUCAACCACCCACCCCCUGGACCUCCGCCGCAGCACACCGGCCCCCCUGUUAAUGCACCCCCACCUCAUCACUAUAACCCCAACACCAUGCAGCAGUUCCCCGAAGACCAGGGAACACUUAGUCCACCAUUUAACCAGCCGGGAGGACUCAGCCCCGGUUUGUGGCCGGCUCCAAGAGGGCCACCUCCCCCAAGGAUGCAGGGUCCUCCUCCCCAGGGCCAGAUGCCUGGGCCGCACCACCCAGAUCAGGGCCGCUACCGACCCUAUUAUCAGUAAACUGCCAAUCGGAUGAAUGGUGAAGAGUCAGUGUCAGUCUGUUUCAUACUACUUGUUUGAAUAAUGUGAUAGUAAACCUCAGGGUUACAGGAUGUAGAAUUUUGAUUUUGAUAAGUUGCCCCCUCCCCCCUGUCAAAUGUGUAUGUGGUGCACAUUUCAGUUAACUGUUCUCAGCUUCCCACUGAACAUAAUUUCUGACUUGGAGGAGAGCAGGAAUGUUCCCUUUUUUAAUAGUUUAUGGUAAAUUUCCCUGUAUAUAUAUCAGCUGAUGUCAUGUGUACAUUGACAGACGUUAACAAUUCUCAAUAAAUUUUUAAUGGCAAAUUUCAAUCUCAUCUUUGUUUGAGGUCAGGAUAACUAUGCUUGUCUAUAUUCUUGAGAGUUUUUUCCUGUAAAAUAUGAGAAUAAAACAAUUUCAACUGUAAAACUAUAAGAGCGGCAGUAUCUUUAGUUGGAUUGGAGUUCUGUUCUUUCAUUUGGCUCUGGUUCUGGUUCUGGUUUAUUUGAAAAAGAAAAACUCCAAA
Menidia menidia (Atlantic silverside) is the source of this 2058-nucleotide messenger RNA. NCBI's taxonomy places the organism in Eukaryota, Metazoa, Chordata, Actinopteri, Atheriniformes, Atherinopsidae. The record is from the annotation of a GenBank genome assembly.